AUGGUCUCCAAACUCAUCGCCAUUGUCGCCGGCGUCGGCCCAGGAACCGGGGCCUCAGUCGCCCGCAAAUUCUCCAAAGCCUACCCCGUCGUCCUCCUCGCCCGCAAGCCCGAAAACUUUGAAUCCCUCGCCGCCGAAAUCAACUCCUCCGGUGGGAAAGCACUCGGCAUCAGCACCGACGUGUCGUCCGUCGACAGUCUGAAGUCCGCCGUCGAAGCCAUCAAGAAAGAAUUCGGCAACGACGUCGCAGCUGCUGCCGCAAUCUUCAAUGCCUCGGGCCCGUUUAUGCGUAAGCCGUUCCUCGAAAUCCCGCCUGAGACGUUCGCGGCGAGUUUGAAUGUCAGUGCGAAUGGUGCGAUUCUGUUUAGUCAGAGUUUCUUGCCGUUGUUGUUGAAGGGGGUUGAGCUGAAGAGUGAGCACCCGCCGAGUUUGAUCUUCACCGGUGCGACGGCGAGUGUCAAGUCGAAUGCGCAGAUGGCGAGCUUUUCGACGGGCAAGUGGGCGUUGAGGGCACUGAGUCAGUCUCUGGCACGGGAGUUUGGACCGCAAGGGGUGCACGUUGCGCAUGCCAUUAUUGAUGGUGUGAUCGAUAUUCCGAGGACGAAGGAGUGGUUGAAGGAUAUGCCGCCUGAGGCUAAGUUGAGCGCUGAUGGGAUUGCGAAUGAUUACUGGUGGCUGCACACUCAGCCAGUGACUAACUUCACAUGGGAGAUUGAUCUCAGGCCGGCGAUUGAGAAAUGGUAA
This is a messenger RNA of Parastagonospora nodorum SN15, 744 nucleotides long. RefSeq lists its product as hypothetical. The transcript has 2 exons. The record is from RefSeq and is a predicted model, not a curated record. NCBI's taxonomy places the organism in Eukaryota, Fungi, Ascomycota, Dothideomycetes, Pleosporales, Phaeosphaeriaceae. The coding region runs from base 1 to 744 and encodes 247 amino acids.